AUGUCAAUAUACGGCUCCUUUAGCAUUCCCACCAUCCUUUGUCGACCAUCAACAACAUGCUUGCAAUGGUCAGCGGACGGCCAAAUUUUCUUCCUCUCAAAAACAGCUAUCUAUGUUCUUACGCCGGAGGCGGGAGUUCAUUCUGUCAAGCUUCCUCCCGGCGAUGGCCAAUACUCUCAUGUCAGAUGGUUUUCGACAAUGAUUGAUUCCAAUCUUCGGCAUGCCUUUAGCUGGUGUUUGGCAUCCCAAGCAUGGGGCGCGCAAUCCCUAGGAUCACUCGAUGUUGGUCUCCGGUCUAUCACUCUUUCUCCGAGCGGCUUGUCCGCCAAUGCGUCGCAAGUUCUCCUAUGUGUUGCAGCCAUUUUGAGCUCAAAUAUGGACAUUUCGCUCUGGCAUGGCAUGCAGAACACAAUCACAGGAGAGUGGGUCAAAAUAUGCGAUAUUCCCUCAUUGAUUACGGAGGCAUUGGCUCCAGCGUCCCGCUCGAUGGAUGAAAAGGUUCUGCGGUCUCAAACGACAUGUUUAUUAUGGUCUGCUCAGGCUGACUUCGAUGUCUGGCCUGCUCCGGCUCUUGAUUCCUCCUUCUUGGCGACAGGUACACGCGCUGGUACCAUAAAUCUUUUCAGAUUCACCGGAAGAUCGUUGGAGCACAUCUCCACAGUGCAGGUUGCAGAUGAGUGGAUUACUCAUCUCGCCUUUUCACCGUGGAACACACCAGAAAAGGGCGAAAGCCGAGUCACUUUGAUCUACGGCACAACCAGUGGUACCGUUGGAUGUGUAAGAAUAACACAAACUCUUAGGCCGAUCUCGCCGUCUCUUAGCUUAUGCCUUACUUAUACCAUCGAGACAAGCGUUCACAAAAUCGAACGACUCUUUGAAUCUGUUAAAGUCGGUAUCACGGCCUUGGCUUGUGUACAACCGCGAAGACACUCCGUCAUCGUGAGAGCCACACCAGGCGUCAUCUCCUUGUGGAGCGACGCAAAGGAUAGCAAACUUGGCUGGUCCGGUUAUCGUCGUAUUCGCCUUUCCACUCAAAGGUUGACAACGGGAUCAUCAUCGUUGCACGCUGUCUCUGGUCUUUACUAUAUCGCUCAAGCAGACGCUCUCCUGAUCUCAUUGGCUGACGGAACGAUCCAUGUCAUUGAUUCUCUCGAGACAGACCCCAAGCUAGCCAAAAGUGGCUGUGAGCUAUCAAGUGACCAGAUCUCGCAACUAGCACGCUCCGCGUUCAGGCAGACUGAUCGAACAGCCACCUCGAGGGCUGACGUGAACCGUGUGAGCGGCUUUGUUCCUUUUGACGGCAACAGCGCCAUUGGGCUAUGGAUUCAGGAGUCCUCUCAACCAACUGAUUUUGACUACGUCUACGAUUCGGUGCAUCAAAACAUGCUUGUAGGAAAGCACUUCUCAUCUGCUCAACUCCGCAAAAAAAGCCCGCAAGACGAGUUUUUGCGUGAAAUUGUUUCACUCGUGAAUACGAAUAAAGCGUCUUCCGGUUCAACUCCGCUUCACUUACUCCGUUCCGUUUUCUUGCGCUCUGAAGAUCUCCUCGAGCUCCAAGACCGUCUUAUCAAGACGCUACUCCAAGAGGCUGAAAUAUGUCCGCCACCCCCAAAACUACGCCCCUGGCCUAUCAAUGCACCAAACCCCGAUAUAUCACGCGAAUUUCAAAGAAGCUUGAGGACUUAUCUUUUCGGUUGUGACAUCCUUCAUUCGUUGCGCUUGAAGCUCUCGGUUUUGGAUUAUUGCUGUCGUCAGGCAGAUAACGCGUCCCAACGGGCUGCGUUCAAUGAAGCGGCGAAUUAUAUCCUCCAAAUCAUUUCAGCCAUCACGAUGCGUAUUCUGUGUCGCCAUAUUAAAGCGGUUUCAGCAUGCCUACAAAGCGACGAUGGGCCGUUUGUCAUCCGAAUCGCAAUGCAGGCAGCUUCGCCUAGCGCCCCACCCGUACUCCGAGCAGAGGCAGCCCGACUACUGUCUACUUUGCCUGCUGCACUUUCUGGUCCAUCGACACAACGAACCGCCAUGGAAGAAACGUGUCAGGCCUGUGGACUGACCUUAAAUAUGGCUGGAGGUGGUGGGUGUGAUUUAGUUUGUCCGAAUGGGCAUUCUUGGGUUCGAUGCGCAGCUACAACCUUCAUCCUAUCGACGCCACACGUGCGGACUUGCACCGGCUGCUCAAGAAAAACCCUGAUGGCCCCAUCCGAGGAGAGCGAAAUUAACGUCUUGCCUGUACCCCGGCCUUCACAAAGUUGGGUCGUUGAAGCCUUCUUGAAAUCUGUCAUUCGCUGCCUGUUUUGUGGGAAUAAUUUCUGCGUUCUUUAUUGA
This is a messenger RNA of Mycena indigotica, 2322 nucleotides long. RefSeq lists its product as uncharacterized. The record is from RefSeq and is a predicted model, not a curated record. The coding region runs from base 1 to 2322 and encodes 773 amino acids. Gene Ontology annotation, cellular component: transcription factor TFIIIC complex. Lineage: Eukaryota; Fungi; Basidiomycota; Agaricomycetes; Agaricales; Mycenaceae. The transcript is spliced from 15 exons. Gene Ontology annotation, biological process: transcription initiation at RNA polymerase III promoter. Gene Ontology annotation, molecular function: protein binding; histone acetyltransferase activity.